Closterium sp. Naga37s-1 is the source of this 513-nucleotide messenger RNA. NCBI's taxonomy places the organism in Eukaryota, Viridiplantae, Streptophyta, Zygnematophyceae, Desmidiales, Closteriaceae. The record is from the annotation of a GenBank genome assembly.
AUGAAGCAUGGAACUGCUUCCGUGCGUCCGCAUGUGGUGGACGGCGGUGGCGCGCGAGAGACUAACGUGGACCCGAACGCCCACAUUCCCGGCCCAAACGCCGACGGCGCCGGUCCGUCUGCUGCUGGUCCAGGCACCACAGGCGGAGGCACACCUGUUUCUCUCGCCGACGGAUCCGAUGCAUUUUCCCCAGGAAGGACUCCGCGGCGUCGAGUAGAUGAAACCGCAACCAUGGGUGGUGCGCGGCUAAUCUCUGAUUCGCUCGUCGCAUGCACGAAAGAAGGCCUGCUACAAUUGAACCAGAUGGCCCAAUAUGUAGUCGCUGCAAUGACGUUGGCUGCACACGUGGUGCCUCCGCCCUCGACUGCUACCCGUCCUGGAACUGAACCCGCAAAUCCGCAGCCGGCUGAGAAUGAAGCGCGAGGCGAAGCGAGAGGCACGGCGCGCUCUCUAUUCACCGCACCAGACCAGCCGGAUGUCACCACGCGUGCGCCACCUACGCAGCCACAGUAG